CUAGAAGGCAUCGUCACAUAUAUCAUUCCAGCAAGCCUGUACAUUCCUUGUUGCAGUAAAUAUGUUGUCUACCGCUGUCCGCACGUCCUUUAAGGCUCCUCGUGGUCUCCAAGUCCGCUUGAUUUCUUCUUUGCCCGGUUCCUCCCCAAAUCAAAAGGAUGACUCCAAGAAGGAGCGCCGUGAAUUGCAUUCUACUGUACAGCGAAAGGCUGACGUUGCCGACCAGUCGGUGGGAACUACCAUGGCAACGGCGAGUAGUACCACUCGGAGUAGUCUGACGGAUCGCUUCAUCGUUACCGUCGAAGCCACCGUGAGCAAGAUCUUCCCUGCCGGAUUUGGUUGGCAGACGUCAUCGAUCAUUGCGGAAAACUCGCUCGGUUACUCUCCCGAUACCAUGAGCUUUGCCCUCACGACCGGAUUUGGUGACGCCGUUGGUGUGCUCCUAGGUCACGUAGGUUACUAUGGAUUGAAGAAGUCUAUUUUGGCGGCGGACAGCAUUGACAUGACGGAAGAAUUCCAGAAAGGUGUCUUGCUGGGAUCCGCCGCGUUUUGCUCCGGAACCGCUUGGCAACCGCUCGUCAACGCCUUUCAGGGCGCCAAUCUGCCCUUCAAUCAGGUCUUUCUAGGAACAUGGGCGGGUUGCGGGUUGGCCUUUUACGUAGGCCUCCGUGCAGCCCGGACCGUCAUGUCGGGACCGAUGCAGUACAUUGAAGCGCCGACUUUUGCCAACAGCCAAACGGACAUGGGCUUGUCGGUUGCCAUUGGUGGAGCUACCGGAUUUUUUGUAGGCACAGAUGCGGCCUAUCUGCCUGACCAAAACUUUUUGAAGGGUGUGGUUGGGAUUGCGGACGGUACGCCCGACUUGGUUGGCUGUGCCAUUGCUGGUUCUUCCACGGCGUUGGGAUUCAUGACUGCUCAGUCGGCUAUGAAUUUAGCCUACCCCAAGGGCAAGAGUUGGAACGAUUGACGCGUGCGUUUUUGCUUUUUGGAAGUCUUUCUGUCUGGUUUUCCAUUGUUGAAACGGAUUGCCAACGAGAGAUUUUGUUUGGUUUUGACGAAACCGCGAUUUUACUGAAACGACGGUUUCAACAUUUUGAGUUGUUCUUUUGGACACUCCUAUAAUCUUUUUGAGUUUUCUUUUGUAAUC
Molecule: messenger RNA, 1147 nt
Organism: Phaeodactylum tricornutum CCAP 1055/1
Lineage: Eukaryota; Bacillariophyta; Bacillariophyceae; Surirellales; Neidiaceae
Exons: 1
Coding region: 62-967 (301 amino acids)
Source: RefSeq, a predicted model, not a curated record